AUGUUCAAUCAACAACAAGAUAAUCGAAAUAAUAAUCAACAUCCUCCUCGUCCAUUACCAAAUUUACCACCUCCUCCAAAUUUACAAGGUAAUUUACAAAGUAUGUUUUGAUUGAUGAUUUUAUUUACACGAAAUUACAAGGCCCAAAAUACUAACUCAUUAUUGCAGCUACUUUAUAUCCUUUACCUACCUUACCAAGUUUAGGAAAUGGUGGUGCUGGUGGUUUCACAAUCCCAUCAAUUAAUCAAGUAUGUAUAGAAAACUCAUGGGUUUUUAAAGUUAUAUACUAACUGUUUUCAAGAAUACUUUAGUACCACCACCACAAUCAAAUCAUCAAAUAAUACAUCAACAUCAACCAACAAAUGUAUCUACUCCAACAACUGCUCAACAAACUGUAGAGCAAGUGGCCAAUCUUGGAGGUAUACCAAAUAGAUCAUCUACAAGUAAUGCUUAUAGACCAUUAAAUGUACAAGAUGCUUUAUCAUAUUUAGAUCAAGUUAAAAUUCAAUUUUAUAAUCAAGCUGAUGUUUAUAAUAAAUUUCUUGAUAUAAUGAAGGAAUUUAAAUCAAAUUCAAUUGAUACCCCAGGUGUUAUUGAAAGAGUUUCCACUUUAUUUAAAGGUCAUACAAACCUUAUACAAGGUUUUAAUACUUUUCUACCAGCAGGUUAUAAAAUUAGUUGUAAUUUAAAUGAAAUAAGAGUAACUACACCAAGUGGUAGUAGUAAUUUAUAUAAUCAAAGAAGUGAUGAGCAAGAUCAACAACAACAACAAUCUUAUCAAGAACAAAGUGUAGCAGCUACUGCAGCUCAUCAAAAUGGUGGCGAACAAAGUGAAUUUAAUCAUGCAAUUUCUUAUGUUAAUAAAAUUAAAACUAGAUUUGCUAAUCAACCUGAUAUUUAUAAACAAUUUCUUGAAAUUUUACAAACUUAUCAAAGAGAACAAAAACCAAUUGCUGAAGUCUAUGAACAAGUUACUCAAUUAUUUGCAAAUUCACCAGAUUUAUUAGAUGAUUUUAAACAAUUUUUACCAGAUACAAGUAAUGCUCAACAACAGCAACAACAACAACAACAACAACAACAACAACAACAACAACAGCAACAACAACCAAUUCAACAACCUCCUCAUCAAGAUGUAUACCAAAAUGGAACUCAAUUACCUCCAGUUGGAAAUUUUCAACCCGCUGGUCCUAGUCCAACACAACCUUCAUAUCAAUUUUAUCAACCACCAACUGAACAACAACAACAACAACAACAACAUGUUUAUGAACAACAGCAACCAAUCCAACAACCAUCUCAAGUUACUCCUCAACAACAACAUCCAUCACCGCCUCAACAACAAUUACAACCUAUUCAACAUCAAAUUCCUCCACCACAUCAGGUCCAACAACCACAACUUCAACCUCAAGUUCAACAAAUUCAACAACAACAACAACAACAACAACAACAACAACAACAACCAGCAACUAGAAAACCAAAACAAGUUACACCACCAGUUAAUUUAACUUUAGUUCCUGGUAUUCCAGAACCUGUUCCACCUUCAGGUACAGCUAAAUCAUCAUCAUUAUCUGAAGAAAUUGCAUUUUUCGAUAAAGUUAAAAAAGCAAUUGGUAAUAAACAAACUUAUAGCGAUUUUUUAAAAUUAUUAAAUUUAUUCACACAAGAUAUUAUUGAUAAAGAAACUUUAGUGGAAAGAGUUGAAGGAUUUUUAGGAGUUGCUAAUGUUGAAUUAUUUAAUUGGUUUAAAAUGUUUGUUGGAUAUGAAGAUAAACCUCAAACUAUAGAAAAUAUAACUUUUAAAAAACAUCAACUUGAAUUAUCGUAUUGUAAAGCUUAUGGUCCAUCAUAUAGACAAUUACCUAAAUCAGAAACUUAUAUGCCAUGUUCAGGUAGAGAUGAAAUGUGUUGGGAAGUUUUAAAUGAUGAAUGGGUAGGACAUCCAACUUGGGCAUCAGAAGAUUCUGGAUUUAUAGCACAUCGUAAGAAUCAAUAUGAAGAAAUGUUGUUUAAAAUUGAAGAAGAAAGAUUGGAAUUUGAUUAUUACAUGGAAUCUAAUCUUAGAACAAUUCAAAUUUUAGAAACAAUCGCAAAUAGAAUUGCAAAUAUGACACCUGAACAAAAGGCCAAUUUUAAAUUACCACCAGGUUUAGGUCAUAAUUCUCAAACCAUUUAUAAAAAAGUUAUUAGAAAAAUUUAUGAUAAAGAUCGUGGAUUUGAAGUUAUUGAUGCAUUACAUGAAAAUCCAGCAAUUGCAGUACCGAUUGUUUUAAAAAGAUUGAAACAAAAGGAUGAAGAAUGGAAAAGAUCUCAAAGAGAAUGGAAUAAAAUUUGGAGAUCGUUAGAACAAAAAGUGUACUUUAAAUCUUUAGAUCAUAUAGGUUUAACAUUCAAACAAGCUGAUAAAAAAUUAUUAACUGUCAAACAGUUAGUUAGUGAAAUUAGUACAGUUAAAGUUGAACAACAAAAUAAAAGAUUACAUCCAUUAACUCCAAAAUCUCAAGAACAAUUAAAUUAUAAAUUUGGUGAUAAUGAAAUAUUAUUUGAUAUUUUAAAAUUGGCUGAUGUUUUUGUAAAUCGUUCAUCAACUUAUUCAACACAUGAUCGUGAAAAAUUAUCACAAUUUUUCCAAUUUUUCAUACUGAUAUUUUUUGGAAUUCCAAGUGAUGAAAUUGAAAAAAAAGUUGAUGCAAGAGGUAAAGUUGAAAUUAUAGAAGAAGAAUCUAAAAAGAGAUCUCGUGAUACUGAUUUAUUAAAAGAUGUAUUGAAAAAACAAUCGAAAAAGAAUGAUAGACCAGAAUCACCACCUGAAGUAAAUGAAGAAUUAGAAAAAGCCAAAGAUUUGUGGAUUGUUUCAACAAAUACUAAAUUUUCAUUACCAGAAAUAAACAGUACCAGACGUAACAAGUUUAAUUUGUUUUGUAAUACCACCAUAUAUGUAUUUUUCCGUCAUUUAACUACAUUAUAUGAAAGAUUAAAAGAAAUUAAAGGUAUGAAUGAAGAAGUUGGUAAAGAAAUUAAAAGUAGGAAAUAUCCACAAUUUGCUAAAGAUUUAAAUUUAUUAUCACAUCAAUUAGAAGAUAUGGGUGUUGCUAUAACUGGAGAUGAUUGUUAUAAACAAGUUUUAGAAUUAUCUGAAAAAUUAAUUGAAGGAGAUGUUGAACAUCAAAUAUUUGAAGAAAGUUUACGUCAAGGCUAUAGAAAUAAAGCUUAUAAAAUUUAUACAAUUGAUAAAGUAAUUCAAGCAUUGGUUAAACAUAUGCAUAAUAUAAUUAGUGAUGCAAAAACUUCCGAAAUGAUUGUAUUGUUUGAAAAUGAUAGAAAUCAACCAAUUUCAACUGCAAAAGAACAAAUACUUUAUCGAAUUGCAGUUAGAACAUUAAUGUCAGCAGAUGAAAAUAUGUUUAAGAUAACAAUUAAUGAAAAGGAUCAAAGUGUAAAUAUUCAAUUUAUAAGUCUUGAUGAUUUAACAAUUAAUGAUCAUGAAAACAAUGAAGAAGCUUAUAAUUAUUAUGUUACAAGUUAUAUCAUGUCUCAUCCAACUGAAGGUGUACCUGCAUCUAAAUUGCAAAUUCCAUUUUUAAAUUCUUUUAUUGAAGAAGUUCAUGAAGAUUUAGUAGAAGGUAGAUCAACUAGCGGAUUAAAAGUUUCAAUUAAUGAAAAUUCAUAUAAAUUAUUUUUUGAACCAAAUACUCAUGAUGAAUUCAUAUCGAAUUCAAUUUAUAAAAAAGAUGAAAGAAAAGAGGAAGAUAAAAAUGAAGAAAAAUUGGUGAGUUUAACAAAUAUACUUGAAAGUGAAUAUGGUUGGAAGUCAACAUUGGAAGAGGAUGAAGAUAAAGAGUUUUAUGAGAAAAGAAUUCAAAUAUUAUAUGAAACAGGUGGAAAAGAAUUUAAAGAAUAUAUUGAAAAUAAUAAAAAUGAUGUAAAAGAAGUAACUGAAGUGAAAGAAGGUGAUAAAGAAGAUAUUGAAAUAAAUGAAGUUGAAGCUAAAAUUGCUGAAGAAGAGGAUGUAAAAGAAGAAGUUGAAGCAAAUGCUACUAAUGACACAUUACCAAUUAUUAAUGAUACAACAGAAGAUAAUCAAGAGUGA
Insectozyma verbasci is the source of this 4084-nucleotide messenger RNA. Lineage: Eukaryota; Fungi; Ascomycota; Pichiomycetes; Serinales; Debaryomycetaceae. The record is from the annotation of a GenBank genome assembly.